Molecule: messenger RNA, 4965 nt
Organism: Rotaria sp. Silwood1
Lineage: Eukaryota; Metazoa; Rotifera; Eurotatoria; Philodinida; Philodinidae
Source: the annotation of a GenBank genome assembly
AUGAACGAAUCAGUAUCAGCAACACCACCAACUAAACUUGAUAUUAUAACAGAUAGUGUUUAUACAACAGAUGCAACAACACAACAUAUGCGUUCAGUUACAACAAAUACAGCUAAUGUCAAUACACCACGUACACCAACGGAUGUAAGACAUUAUCAUUCACCAAUGAUACGAACAGCAAGUAUUGAUAAUUCAAAUAAUGCAUCAAAAUCUAUGACAAUCGUUGUUCAAAAUCCAUUUGAAGAUUCUAUACGACAUAUCGAAGAUCCGUCUAAUGAUCCAUCGGGUGCGACUAAAUACCUUCUUCAUUCUCCAUCACCUUCAAAACAACAUAAUAUAGUUAAUGUACAGUCACCCCGUACAAUAUCUCGAACACCAACACCUGGUACACCACAUCAAACACCUGAUGAUGUAUCAAUGCCAUCACCAUCAAUGUCAACAAAUUUACAACGUCAUCCUUCUCAACAAACACGUCCACCACUUUCAACACAAACAUCAAAUAAUGGUACAUUAACAAAUAUUUCAACUGCCCGUAAUAUUGUUCCACAACAAAGUCAAUCACUUCAACAUCAUGUUCGAUUUAAUCAAGAUUUAUUAAAUAAUUAUGGUAUUAAUGUUCCAAUGACAAGACAAACAUCACAACCAGGUACAACUGAACCAUCACCACCACCAUCAAAUUCACCAUCAGUUACAUCAUUAAUUCCAUUACCAUCACCAUUACCAAAUAAUUUAGGUGUUAAUAUGCAUCAUAUGAAUCAAGCAUCGAUAACACCAACUAUACUUGGAGGAUUUCCUAUUCAUCAAUCAUCUUCUCAAGUAACAGGUACAAAUAAUAGUUUUAUAUCUCCACAACAAACAAAUGUACAAAAUAAAUCAGAUAAUCAUCAUAAUAUGUCAUCGCAUGGGUCACAUCAUCCAUUACCAUCUUCAACUCAUCAUACACCAACUGGUAUUUAUGUUAAUACUCGUCAAAUGCUUUCAUCCCCAGUAACAACCAUUACUGGAAUAGGUAAAGUUAAACAACAACAAUUACCACCUCCUCCACCACCACCACAACAACAACCACAAUCAAUAAGACCUGGUAUACCAACAAAUGGAACACCAACUGGUCCAUCUACUGUAGUUUUACGUUAUCCACCAAUGAUACAAACACCACAACCGCAACAACAUGCUUAUCAAAUGAUGAAACCACGAAUGAUACCACCAAAUGCAUUUGGAUCACGUGGAGCACCUCCACCACCGCCGCCACCACCACCACCGCCACCUCCUCAAUUAAUUAUGCAACCGACAACUAUGCAACAACAAGCACCGAUUAUUUAUGAUCCUAAUACUCUCUAUCGAACAUCUGGACAACAACCACCACCACCACCACCACCACAAGUACAACAAUCGAUAAAUUCACUUCAAGCAAAUCCACAUAUGAAUGAUAGUCUUAUUAAUCAACAAAAACAUCCACAUCAACAAUCCAUACCACAACAAGUUCUUCAUUUACCAUCUGGUAUGCUUACUACGGAUGAUAAUAUUCUUAAAUCUUUAUUACAAAUUAAUCCACAAGCUAAUUCAGAAGAAAUUGCUGCUACUGUUGCAAUAAAAGCACGAACUAAUAAUACUAUGUCAAAUGGUAUCUCGACCGAUAGUAAUGAUCCAUAUGAUAAUUCUCAAAUGAAUAUUCAUGAUAAUUUAACACAUAAUUAUCCUAAUAGUCAUCAUCAUUUAUAUAAUCCAUCUCUUAAUACUCAAUCACAUCCAAAUCCAACAGGAUCAACAGUACCAAAUGUUAAAAUUCCAAAAUCACGUAAAAAACGUAAACCUAAUGAAUUAAAUACAUCAUUUGAAGAUGAUGUACCAACAAAAGCACGAAAACGUAAAAAAAAAGGUACAGAAGAAACAGAAAAAUUUGUUGAACAUUCAUUACAACAAUUACGAGAUUUACCUAUGUUAACACCACUUGAACCAUCUAUUGAUAUUAAUAAUGACUUAUCAUUAUCUUUACCAUUUGAUAUACCUGAUAAAAAAUAUCAAAAUCAAGGUGAAUUUGGUAAUGUUUUUAUUGAAAAUAUUCCUGAUCAUUAUCGACCAUAUCGAAAACCACCUGUAAAACCAAUAUCUUCAAGAAUGUAUUCAAAUUCAUUAUCAAUGCUUGAACGCCGUUAUCGUUUAUGUUCAACAUUACUUGAUCAUCCUCCAAGUUUACCAUCACCACCAUUAGCUAUUGAUUCCAAUGAUAAACUAUCCGACUUAUUAUUAAAAGUACAAACUAAUGAUAUACGUGAUGAUGAAAGUAUUAUAUCAACAUCAACAUUAGCUGAUGAUGAUCAUAUUAUAAAUAAUAUUGAAACAGAAAAUAUACAAUUACUUAAAACAUUAUCAUCAAAUAAUGAUCUAAGAUCUUUAAGUCCUGUAUUAAUAUCUAACGAUAUAUUAACAACAAAGAACAGUGAAUCAUUAUUAGCACCAUCAUCAUUGUCAUCAGCAACAUCAACAGUAGAUAUUAAAAAAGAGAUUAAUGAUACAACCGCAACAAGUGCACCACCAGGUGGAAAUGAACUCGAGAAAAAAGAUCGACCAAUUGUUGAAGGAACUGAUAAGGUAUCAGUUACAUUAACAUUAACAACUGAAGCAGCAAAUAAUGUUCAAAGUGUUAUAGCUGCUGUUGCUGAUUUACUCAAAAUAGCAUAUCCAUCAACAUUUGAUGUUCAUCAAACAUUAAAUAAUAAUUCCAAUGUUCAUUAUUCAUCAUCAUUUGAUCCAAAUUGUUUAUGUUCAACAACAUUAAAUAAUAAUAAUUCAAAUAAUUUUUUAUCAUCAUCAUCAACAAUUCCUCAAAUAUCAACAAUAAGUCGUUCAUCAUCAACAUAUAAAAUCGGUCGAGAAACAAGUGUUAGUAUUCAAUCAUUAAUUGAAAUGCAACCAAAAUAUUGUCGUAAUUGUACACAACGUUUAACAUCAGAUACAAUAUUUAAAAAACGUUUAACUGAAUUACCAGCAGCUAUUAGAGAAUUAAUACCAAAUUCAGAACCAUUUGUUUAUUUUUGUAAUGAACAAUGUUUUAAUACUUGUUUAUCAAAUACACAUAAUCAACAACAAACAUUAAGUAUAAAUACAUCAAUUAAUAAUUCACCUACAAUUAAAAACGAACCUAUGGAUACAACAACAAUAACAUCACCACCAUGUACACCUAAUGAUUUAAAUGGUUCACCCAAUGGACGAUCAAGACGUUUAUCACUUAAACGGCGACAAGAUACUCUUAAUAAAUCAAAUGGUGAUAAACGAUGGAAAGAUAUACGAUGGAAGCGAUGGGAUCCAAGUGUUACAUUAAAAACUAUUAUACGACCAUCAAAUACACAUGACAUUGAACAAUUGAUUUCGGAUAUGAAAAUACCAUUAUCACAAAAUGCUAAACAAGAUAAACGUAUUUGUGCAUUUUGUAAUGGUGUUGGUGAUAUGAUAACAAAUGGACCUGGAAGAUUACUUAAUCUUGAUGUUGGUCAGUGGUGUCAUUUGAAUUGUGCUUUAUGGUCAACAGAAGUCUAUGAGACAGUUAGUGGUGCAUUAAUGUGUGUUGAACAAGCAUAUAAACGUUCAAUUAAUACAGAAUGUGCAUCAUGUAAACAAAAAGGUGCCAGUUUAACAUGUUUUUUUCAACGUUGUCCAAAUACAUAUCAUUUUCCAUGUGCUGUUAAUAAUGGUUGUGUUUUUUAUAAAAAUAAAACAAUUAUGUGUCCAGUUCAUGCUUCACGAACUACAGCUAUUGAUCAAAUACUUGAAGAUAAAUCUGUCUUUCGUAAAGUUUGGAUCAAUAGAGAUGAAGUUAAGCAAAUUCAAAACUACAUGACUGAAGAACAUGAAGAAACAUCGUAUACACUUCGUAUCGGUAGUCUUAUACUUCAUAAUAUCGGUCAACUGCUACCUCAUCAAUUACAAUCAGCUGUAUUUCAUAAUCGAAAUUUUAUUUAUCCAGUUGGAUAUACUGUAACACGAUUUUAUUGGUCAAUGCGUCGUCCAAAUCGUCGUUGUGCAUAUAACUGUUCAAUAAUUGAUGUUAAUAAUAAACCAAUGUUUCGAAUACGUAUACAAGAAAAUGAAGAUGAACCAGCACAAGAAUUUCUUGAAUCAAGUGCUAAAUUAGUUUGGCAUAAAAUUGUCGAUGCAAUUGAUUCUCUAAGACGACAACAUGGUCUUGUAAAAAUGUUUUCAGUAUUUGUCAGUGGUGAAGAUUUAUAUGGACUUACUGAACCACAUAUUAUACGUUUAAUUGAAUCAUUACCAGGAGUUGAAAUGUUACAAAAUUAUGCUUUUAAAUAUGGUCGAUUACAAUUACUUGAUAUGCCAUUAACACUUAAUCCAACAGGUUGUGCAAGAAGUGAACCAAAAUUACAAACUCAUUUUCGACGACACGCACAAACAUUAACAAGUUCACAUUCAACUCGAAGUGCUUUACCGAGAACUGUACUCGGAGUUGAAGGUACUCAAAUUCCAUAUGUCAAACAUUUUGUUUUAUCAAAGUCAACUCAAUAUCGAAAAUUAAAAAGUGAAUGGCGUCAAAACGUAUUUCUAGCUAAAUCACGUAUUCAGGGCUUAGGUUUAUUUGCUGGACGUGAUCUUGAAAAACAUACAAUGGUUAUUGAAUAUAUUGGUGAAUUAAUACGUAAUGAAGUUGCCAAUAAACGAGAAAAAUUAUAUGAACAACAAAACCGUGGAAUAUAUAUGUUUCGAUUAGAUGAAGAAUAUGUUGUUGAUGCAACAAUGAGUGGUUGUUUAGCACGUUAUAUAAAUCAUUCAUGCGAGCCAAAUUCAAUUGCUGAAGUUGUGCAAAUAGAAAAAGAUAGCAAAAUCAUAAUUAUAACUAAUCGACGUAUUGCAAAAGGUGAAGAAAUAAUGUAUGAUUAUAAAUUUGAUUUUGAAGAAGAUUCAAAAAUUCCGUGUUUAUGCGGUGCAGCUAAUUGUCGAAAAUGGAUGAAUUAA